Dibothriocephalus latus is the source of this 1782-nucleotide messenger RNA. Lineage: Eukaryota; Metazoa; Platyhelminthes; Cestoda; Diphyllobothriidea; Diphyllobothriidae. The record is from the annotation of a GenBank genome assembly.
AUGAUUACCUCCGACAACAAGGUCCAGCCACCAACUGAGUCCACAUCCAAAAAUUCUGUCGAAGGCGAACCCUCAGCUUGCGUGGAUUCAAACAAAGACGCUGGCAACGCUGUUACUCCACAGCCCGACAAAGUACAGCCAGACGAUUGUGAAAGCGCCAAUGCCGCAUGCAACGACUCCACGAAUGAAGCAGAAAGGGGUGACAAGGACCAGGAGGCUACAGCCCAGAACGAAGCGGUUACUCCACGAAAGUUGCCUAAUUCGGACUCCAAGGAGCCCAUAUCUCCCACCACGUCCCCUGCAGAAACCGAGUGCAAGGAAGCUGCAGGUGACUCGGCGGACGUUUCGGCCGAAUCGGGGGCGCCUCAGGCCGACGCAGAGUCUGGAGACGCCAACAAUGUCUCCGAGGUAGUUGGGAGCAAUAGUCAACCAAAUUCACCUACCAAAUCUCAGUCUGAGCCCCAAUCUGACGGGACUGCCGUACGCGAGGACGCUGCGAUGGAUUCCCCUCCCCAGAAGACACUGCCCGAAGUCAAGGACAAGAGCGCGGCUAAAGUAACAAGCGAUGAAGGUUCCCCAUCCCGCUCCGUCGAAGAAAAUGUUGAUGGACCUGAUGAGGAUUCCCUUUCUGACGACGAUGAGGACAUCCACGUAGGACGCCUACGUCGAAGAUCAAGUGUGUCCGAGGAAGGGGAGGAGGAAGAAGAAGAAGCGGACGACUAUGAAGAUGAUUUUACGGACGAAGGUGAUUAUAGUGAGGGAGAAACUAUGGGAGAAGAGUUUGAGGAUGCGGAGGGAGCAGAGAGUGAAUUAGAGGAGCAGGUGCCGAUUAAGGAUGAAAAAAUGCAGGCCGACUCUGAUCCCUCCACAAAGAAAGUUGACGAGGACCUAUCGCCCCCAGCCCAUACUAUACAAGGGAUCCUGGCGUACGUGAAGGAGGCCGAUCUGACCGUGGGAAAGAUCUGGAAGUCUACCCCUCUGCCCCCCGAAGUGGCAAUGCGCGUGCGAGCUUUACACGUUCUAGUGGUACUGCUGAAGAUAGCUACCAAGUUCAGGCUGGCACUAGUUGUCAAAGAACACGCACCAGGCACGCGGACAAUUACGACGAUCGUCGCACUGCUGCUGCUCCACGCUACAAUCGGGGCGCUUUUUCUCGACGUGACCAGCGAUAUGAGGAACAGCCCCCCGCGCAAUCAAAACUACAAUGGGCGUACUAGCGGUGGUGAGGAUGUGAACCCGAAAACUCGUGGAAAUGCUGUUCCUCAGAGUUCGGGCAACAGGCACUCUGACUAUUAUGAUGACUACGGUGCCCCUCCGCGUCAACACCAUAAUUCGGAUCCUCGGGGUGACCUGCGUUAUGACCAACGAAACCACGCCUCCGCCAACUUCCGUAAUGAGUCAGAUGACUAUCAGAACCAUUCCGGCAGACGGUUUAACCAGCGAGGCAGACUCAGCGACGACAUUCGUCAUGGCUCAGGCUACGGGCAGGAUCGUUACCAGCCCCGAGUUCAGACAUACACAGGAGACGACCAGCCGAAUGAUGACUCUUAUAACAACAAGCCAGGGUCCAUCGACCCUGCCUUCGUGGCUGCGGUUCUCAAUCAGCAACACGCCCUGGCUCAGGCCGUUAACAAUGCGGCUAUGAACGGUGGACCUCCGCUCACCGCACCACAGGCUGCUCCCCCCUCCACCCUUGGUGGCUUUCCGAUGUCACCUGCGGGUGAUGCCUACUAUGGUGUCGCCACAAUGCCGGUCGAUGCACGUGAGUUCCAGGCUUACUGA